Molecule: messenger RNA, 1805 nt
Organism: Medioppia subpectinata
Lineage: Eukaryota; Metazoa; Arthropoda; Arachnida; Sarcoptiformes; Oppiidae
Source: the annotation of a GenBank genome assembly
AAGAAAUAAUGAUAUGUUUUAUGGCAUAAAGUGUUGAGUUAUUUGUGUUGUGUUUGAGUCCACACUCACUGUAAUAGUGUUGUUGUCAUGACUUGUAUUGACUGAAAAGCCGUUGUUAUCACUCAUUGGGAAGUGUUUUGAGUGAAUGAAUCACUCAUUCAUUCAAUUCAUUGCCUUUUAAUUGCAAUUCAUUAUUGAAUUCACCGCUCAUUUGACACUCAAUUCACUUUCGAUUGUGUUUUGUAUUCAAAAUCAUUAUUUCAAUUCAGUUUGCGAUCAAAACCAAGAGAUUUGCGGACAAAAAAUGGUGAAAAAGCGGGUGAAUGUGACGGACGGAAGUGUCGCCGGCGGUGAUGAUCAACAGGCCGUCAGUCUUCAGAUGGACAGAUUAUGGCGUCCGGUGUUUGACAAAUACGACACCAACAAAGAUGGUAUCAUUGAAUGCCAUCACUUUAAACGCAUCCUUAAGGAGAGUAAUAACCACUUGAGUGAAGACAUACCCGAAGAAGUGUUGGACGAACUGCUCGAACGGUCCGAUUUAUGUACCGAUGGUGUCAUUACUUACGAGGAGUUCUUGAAAAUGAUUCACGCCAGAGAUUUAGGGGCUCAGAGGCCACGCCUACAGAGAUUGAUCCGAUACGCGGCGAUGGCUGUGGUGCCCAAAACGCAGCGCCGGUCUGUUAUUCGCAGAUAUCUGGAAGAAUAUAACUGUAUGCCACCGCCGCUGUUCCUUCUGGUGAUCAGCGUAUUGGAGAUCUCAGUAUUCGUGUACUAUUGCGUAGAUAUGGGACAGAUCUCAGCGAUAGGUCCGGUGCCGUGGAGGAGCCCUCUUAUCUACGACCCGUGCAAACGCGAGCAGGCGUGGAGGUUCGUCACCUAUAUGCUAAUCCACGCCGGAUUCGUCCACAUGUUCUUCAAUGUAUUGGUUCAACUCAUUCUCGGCAUACCAUUAGAAAUGGUGCACAAGUGGUGGAGAGUUGGCAUCGUAUACCUGUCCGGAGUCGUGGCCGGAAGUCUGGGCGCAAAUAUCAGCGAUCCGUACAGUUUCCUGGCCGGUGCCAGCGGUGGUGUCUACGCCCUUAUAUCAGCCCAUUUAGCCAGUGUUGUCAUCAAUUGGAAAGAAAUGGAAUUCAAUUGGAUCCGUUUGGCCGGCCUUUUGCUCUUCGGUGGCACUGAUAUCGGUGUCGCUAUUUAUGGUCGAUAUACCGAUGAUAAGGACAACCGCACCAGUUAUUCAGCGCACAUCGCGGGAGCGUUGGCCGGAUUUUUUGUUGGCAUUAAUGUUUUGAAAAAUCUUCGCCCCAAGAAGUGGGAGACAAUACUCGGUUAUGUUGUGCUCGUGGUCUACAUUCUGCUCAUGGGUUUUGCCAUUAUCUUUAAUAUCGCCAAUAAAGACCAUUACAUAAACCCCGAGAACCCGACCCAAUGCUUGAUUACCCGACCACACGAGGCAUUUCAAGGGGCGGACAACGCCUCAUAAGUCUUAGCCAUCACUUAUUGGAAACACUUUUGUCUCCACUAUUAGUGAUCAUCGAUUUAGUUAAGCAUUUGCUCAUCAAAUCUAUCGAUACAUAUCUAAAGUGAAUUGACUGUUGGAAUGAAAAUUUCUAAUUAUUUUGUUUUUUAUUGUUUACCAAUGAAUGCUUGAAAAGCUUUAAUUUCUAUACAACUUAUUAUUAUAAUCAUCAAAACUUUAAACUUAAUUUGCUCUCAAUUUUGAUCACCGUUUCUAUAUAUUUAUACAUAAGAUAUUCAAUUAGUUUACAAAUGCAAUGAAAUUUUUAAAUUUUAUAUUUAUUACCGAC